AUGCUCACUAGUUUGGAAACUAUCUUCCUGACCCUAGCAAUGAUGGAAUUCAUAACUGGAAUGUUGGGCAAUGUUUUCAUUGGACUGGUAAACUGCUAUGGAUGGGUCAAGACCCGAAAGAUCUCUUUCUUUGACCUCAUUCUCACUGGCUUGGCUGUCUCCAGAAUCUGUCAACUAUUGGUCUAUUUGUUUGAGUCACUUGUAAUGGGACCAUUCCCAGAAUUAUAUACCAUUUAUAAACUUGCAAAACCUUGCAGUUUGCUUUGGAGAAUAACUAAUCACUUGGCUACUUGGUUUGCUACCUGCCUCAGUGUUGUCUACUUCCUUAAGAUUGCUCAGUACUCCCAUCCCCUUUUCCUCUGGAUCAAGUGGAGAACAAACAGAGUGGUUCUGGUGAUGCUAGCGUUUUCUUUGCUUUUACUGAUUUUUGACAUUUUAUUGCUAGAAACAUUUAAUGAUGCCUUCCGGAAUUCCUCUACAAGACAUGCACACAAUCUUACUUUGUUUUUCGAUAUAGGAAAGUCUUUGUAUGUUCAAUCCCUGAUUUUUCUCAAUUUGACCUAUUGCAUCCCUAGUAUGGUAAUCCUGAUCUCCUUGUUAUUUCUGUUUCUGUCCAUGGUGAGACAUACCAGAAAUUUGCAACUCAACUCCUUGGGUCCAAGGGACACUAGCACAGAAGCUCAUAAAAAGGCCAUGAAAAUGUUGAUGUCUUUUCUCUUCCUUGCCAUGGUUCAUUCCAUUUCUACACUCUUGUCAAACUGGAUAUUUCAUAUGUUUUGGAAUAAUAAGUUAAGCAAAUUUCUCAUGCUAGCAGUAUAUGUCUUUCCUUUAGGCCAUUCAUUUAUUUUGAUUCUGGGGAACAGCAAGCUAAGACAGACAGCCUUGAAGGGACUAUGUCAUCUUCAAAAUUUCUUUAUGACUACAUCUGGGAUACAUAGGAAGAUUUUCUGUAGUCUUUUUCAGAAAUAA
This is a messenger RNA of Sorex fumeus (smoky shrew), 969 nucleotides long. RefSeq names its product taste receptor type 2 member 42-like. NCBI's taxonomy places the organism in Eukaryota, Metazoa, Chordata, Mammalia, Eulipotyphla, Soricidae. Gene Ontology annotation, cellular component: membrane. The record is from RefSeq and is a predicted model, not a curated record. Bases 1 to 969 code for a protein of 322 amino acids. The transcript has a single exon. Gene Ontology annotation, molecular function: G protein-coupled receptor activity. Gene Ontology annotation, biological process: detection of chemical stimulus involved in sensory perception of bitter taste; sensory perception of taste; G protein-coupled receptor signaling pathway.